CACGAUUGCCUCGAGUGAAAGAUGAUCCGCCACUCAAUCGUCCAGGUGGCGCGCCAGGUCCGCUCUGCGGAACAUGCCACCCUUGUGACGGCCAACAUGCCAGCACGCCACAUGAGCUUCUUCUCGAGGCUGAAGGAGGAAAUCCAAGCUGAAUUGAACAACGAUGCCGCGAAGGAGACUACGGAGAAGUCCAAGGAUGCGAAGGAACAGUUUGAGAAACGCGCACAACAAACCAAGGACCAAUUCGAGGAAACGUUGCGGCAAGCUAAGGAAGAGGUCAACAAGAGUGAGUACUUUCAGGAGGCCAAAUCAAAGUUCUUUGACCCUCUCCACAACGUCAAGUCCAAAGUCGUGGGGAGUGCUCCCCAAGGCGUCAAGGAGACGUUAGUAGAAACGUUCUACGAAGUUUUUGGCAUGAACAAGAAGAAGUCUGUCGAGGAAACCCUCACGUCGUCUUUGGCGGACAAGCGCAAGGUGAAGGACACACCCGCGGAUGACGAACCUGUUGCAGAGUACACAGGCACGACGGCCAUGGUCGUUGUCAAGGGCGAGCAGACUGCAUGGGAACGUGUGGCGUCGCGUCUGCGCGAGACUCCCAUCAUUCAAGGCCUUCUUGAUGCUGCCAACCAAGCGGCCAAGACGGAAGCUGGCAAGGUGCUUGGAUCCACGGCCAAGAAAGCCCGCGACAAAGUCGGCGACGCGACCGAAGACGUCCGAGAGUAUUGGGAGACCAGUCAAAACCCGUGGGUCUACCGCAUGUCGUCAAUCUACGAUGGCUUGUUCGGCGAGACGGCCGAGAGCAUUGCGAUCAAGGAAAUUCGCCGCGCCGAUCCGUCCUUUGACGUGGAAACGUGGAAAGAUGCGGUGGCGGAAAACGUGGUGCCGCAUGUGCUGGAUGCAUUCUUGCGAGGGAACAGCCGCGACCUGAAGCAGUGGAUGGGCGAAGCUGCGUACAACACGGUCAACAUGGCGAUCCGCGAGCGAAAGUCGGAUGGUCUGGUCGUGGACCCUAACAUUCUUGCCAUCCGCAACGUGACUGUGAUUGCGCUCUCGGCGGAGGACAAGCAAGCGCCGAUCAUUGGGAUUCAACUCAUGGCGCAGCAAAUCAACUGCAUUCGGAACCGAGAAGGCGAGAUUGUCGAAGGAGCCGAGGACGAUAUCCAGGCCAACUUUUACAUUUUCGCAUUCCGUCGCGAGUACGACGAGGAAGCGUCCGCGUUGAAGUGGAAGAUCAUCGAGUUUGGCGUGAUUGGGUCCGUGCCGUACAUUUAAUUUAGGAUGGAGUCGCCACAUAGAGAAGAUUCGAUGCACUUCGUUAGUUAUGCCAUGUCACUCGUUUGGCCGUGGAGGUCUCGAGCAAUGCGACGGAUUGCGUCGUCCGAGUCCGUAGCGUCUUGCGUGAAUACAAACGACGGUAGCUACGCUCGACACGAUGAACGAAACAGUCAAGGAUGGUGCCCUACUUGAUCGGGAAGGAUGACGGCCGGCGCACUG
Molecule: messenger RNA, 1494 nt
Organism: Aphanomyces invadans
Lineage: Eukaryota; Oomycota; Saprolegniomycetes; Saprolegniales; Verrucalvaceae
Exons: 4
Coding region: 22-1272 (416 amino acids)
Biological process (GO): protein import into mitochondrial matrix
Cellular component (GO): mitochondrial inner membrane
Molecular function (GO): protein-folding chaperone binding
Source: RefSeq, a predicted model, not a curated record